AUGAGCGCAAAUAAGCAAACCGCGGUGUUGGAGAAGAAGCCAAUUUCAUUCUCGAACAUCCUUUUGGGUGCGGGUUUGAACCUUUCCGAAGUGACCACGCUUGGGCAGCCCCUAGAGGUUGUCAAGACCACAAUGGCUGCCCAUCGUAAUAUAAGCUUCUUUCAAGCUAUCAAGCACGUUUGGUCACGUGGUGGCAUAUUCGGAUUCUACCAAGGCUUGAUACCUUGGGCAUGGAUCGAGGCCUCUACCAAAGGUGCUGUUCUACUAUUUGUUUCAGCUGAAUCUGAAUAUCGUUACAAAGUUAUGGGUUUGAACAAUUUUACCGCUGGGAUCAUGGGUGGUGUCACUGGUGGUGUUGCUCAAGCUUAUUUGACCAUGGGAUUCUGUACUUGUAUGAAAACAGUUGAAAUUACGAAGCAAAAGAGUUCCGCUGGGGGUGUUCCACAAUCUUCCUGGAGUGCCUUCAAGGAUAUUUACAAAAAAGAGGGUAUCAGGGGAAUUAACAAGGGUGUUAAUGCUGUUGCAAUUAGACAAAUGACCAACUGGGGUUCACGUUUCGGUCUUUCAAGAUUGGUGGAAGAAGGUAUUAGAAAUUUCACUGGAAAAACGAAUCCUGAUGAUAAACUAACAGCAUUAGAGAAAAUUUUUGCAUCAGCUAUCGGUGGUGGUUUAAGUGCUUGGAAUCAGCCUAUUGAAGUUAUUAGAGUCGAAAUGCAAUCCAAGAAGGAAGAUCCAAAUAGACCAAAGAAUUUGACAGUUGGGAAGGCAUUUAAGUACAUUUACAAUUCUAACGGUAUCAAAGGCUUGUACCGUGGUGUUGCCCCAAGAAUAGGUUUAGGUGUCUGGCAAACAGUUUUCAUGGUUGGUUUCGGUGACAUGGCGAGAGAAUUCGUUGGUAAGUUAACCGGUGAGAAGCCAGCUGCAAAGCACUAA
Messenger RNA from Zygotorulaspora mrakii, 933 nucleotides. It is a transcript of the gene YHM2, whose product is annotated as Yhm2p. The coding region runs from base 1 to 933 and encodes 310 amino acids. Gene Ontology annotation, cellular component: mitochondrion. Gene Ontology annotation, molecular function: tricarboxylate secondary active transmembrane transporter activity. The record is from RefSeq and is a predicted model, not a curated record. Gene Ontology annotation, biological process: alpha-ketoglutarate transport; mitochondrial citrate transmembrane transport. Lineage: Eukaryota; Fungi; Ascomycota; Saccharomycetes; Saccharomycetales; Saccharomycetaceae. The transcript has a single exon.